CAAGGCGACCAGGGACGCGCCGCUCGCGAGCUUACGAACCACGUUGCGCAAUCGUCAGCGGCCCACAACCUUGCUUUGAGCACUUCCUGCCGGCAUCAUGGGCUCUUUCGACAAGGGUCCCGUCUCGCCCCUGCCCUCGAGCGCCAUCGCGAGCGCAGGGGCUCUGUACGAUUAUCUGCAGCCCGUCGUCUACCGCACCUGGACACCCGAGUAUUGGGAUCAGGUAUACUUCUUCCUCGCCACAAAAAUCGCCAUCACACUCUUCGCAACAUUUAUGAUGACGCGGCUCAUCUUCCGCGGUGAAUGGUGGUUUGUCCGCAGGGUGCGCGUUCGAAAGGGUGUCAUACUGGUUCCUAAAAUUACGGACUCGACCAUCUUGUUGGGUGGAAUCUUCAUCGCCACGGAUGCAGCAUAUCGCAUCAAGUUCAUCCAGUGGUUCAGGGGUCCAACAUAUCAGAAGCCCCAUAACGCCCUCACAUUGGAAGCCAUGCGGCUGUUUCCAGCUUUCUUGGCCGCCUGGAAUCAUAUGGCCGCCUCAUCCCUCAUUUGGCCUCUACGACCCGCCGAUCUCAACCCGUGGCUGUGGCACGCGGGCUGGUUGGGCCUGCCGAUUGCCUUUCUCGCCUCAUUUCUUCCGCCAAUCAUCAUCUCCGACGUAUAUAACAACCGGGGUCUCGACGUAUACACCGACACCCUACUCCCUCUGAUCCAGGCUGCUGGCACAACCGGCGUCGUCACGGACGAGAUGCAAAGGCUCGCUCUGCAAGUACACGAGCAAAUUGCCAACGCCUGCUUCUACAUCGGUGUUUGGGCUUUGAUCGGAGGCAUCUGGAUCGCCAUCCUUGUCAUUCCCUACGCUAUGAUCGCGAUCACCCUUUGCUCACGUCUUGCAAGAGCCUACAGGCGCUUGUCCGACGAUUCGAGGUGUCCAUCGAGCACCGAACCGGACGACAGCGCCAACUCGCAUCGUCAAUCAUACCCAGCCGCACCACCUUCCAAUGAAGGCCCCGUUGGUUUGGCCAUCGAUCUACAACACAGUUCUACUGGGCGAAGCCAAGAUGGGCGAGCUGAUGGUUAUUCGCGACCCGAACAAUCGCACGAACUGCUAUCGUCCAAGCGCACGUCGAGAUUGGCGACCAGAAGAAGACAAAUGGCCAAGUUGACUCCAUUUCGAAUGGCCAAAUACAUUGCUGGCGUCGCUCCUCUCCGGCACGAGGAGACUGAAAUCUUGAAGAGACCAGUUGCACCAAGGACAGCGCGCAAGAUCCUCAGAAAUUUCCUCGUGCAUAGUAUCAUCGAAUUCGGCUCCAUCUGGGGAUUGAUGGUCUGUCUUCUUGCACCUAUCCUUUGGAUUGCUGUCAAAUCUUACCCCGAGAUGCGAGAUCUCGUUCCGGAUCCGAAAUACGGCAGCUCCUUUAUGCGCACCAACGAGCUGUUUCACACCGUCGAACUGUGGGCCGUAGUCGUGUUCGACACUCUCGUAGUCACGAGCAUGCUCAAGAGGCAAGCCUUUCCGCUCAAGGUCGACGUACACGCGGCGCUCGAGGCACGCGCAGCGCAUCAGCACCAGAACAGGAUACAGGGAAUGAGCAUCUUCGCAAACGAUCUCGCGCCGCAUCGUGGAGACAGGAAGCAGAGCGCAGAAGCAACUCGCGUCGGAGCCAGCUACGAUUCUGCAGGGCAUCCGUCGCAUCCGCUCGACAGCGGUCUUUCGGUUCCCGACUGGCAAGCAAAGUCCAACCGCGCCCAUUCCAACGCAACGACGGCUGGUACUGAGGCGCCAUUGACCGACUUUAGCUCCCGCACCGUCAGACGAGGCUCGCAAACGGGCCGUGCCGGGCGCAGAUCUGGAUGUCGCCCUUCUUCGUCGACCUACGAAGACGAAGGAGCAGAAGAUAGCCCAGAAAUCGUGGAUUAUAAAUCCGAGCUAGGCGAAACGACGGAUGCGGACGAGGCUAUCGUACGACACAGUAGCACCAGCGAUCGUGCGCUUGGUCAUCGCGCGGUCGAACAUCCUGAGAACGAUGCCGCCCGUCCAGAGUCUGUUGCAUCGUCGAGGAUGCCAAUGAUUGACGACACCCACGACAUUCCCAUGCACCAACCUUUGGGCUCUCGAGGAUCUGGCACGGAAGACUUGUCGUGGUAUGCCGGUAUGGGCGCAGGUCGCUCCAUCGUGCUGCAAGCCCUAGCAUCAGGCCAAGCUGGCGACCUGGGCAUGUCUGGUCGCAGCAGACGUCCCAAGGCUGCUUGGCGUCAAACCGGAUUAUCGGAAGAUGUGGAGCAAACCAGCGGAUCGCUGCGCUCGCCCACAAAAUUCGCAACACCACACGGCUUCAUCGGACCUGCUCUAUCGCCGACGAACACCGUCCAUAGCCCGCGAGGUCAGGCGCCGAACACGCCGAUAGCUUUGCAAAACAUGACCCCUUCGACGCCAAGGUCUCCGACUGGCCGCUUUCCAGGUCGGAGCCCGAGAAUAUAAUGUGGACGGUAUCAAUGACAUCACAAGACUCGUUAAAUAGCUGCGCGAGCAUCCUUCUCUGUAAUCCUCCUUCACGUUGCGGCAAUAGCCUUACUGCUUGUAUUCACGUCACACACGAUUCGAUAUACAUGUCCUGGUCACAACGGUAUUCG
Messenger RNA from Ceraceosorus guamensis, 2631 nucleotides. RefSeq lists its product as hypothetical. The record is from RefSeq and is a predicted model, not a curated record. The transcript has 2 exons. Lineage: Eukaryota; Fungi; Basidiomycota; Exobasidiomycetes; Ceraceosorales; Ceraceosoraceae. The coding region runs from base 98 to 2479 and encodes 793 amino acids.